AUGGGUAAUUGCCGAAAUCUUUAUGUAUUUUUUUUCCGAAGCACAAUUUUUAGGUAUGUGGUUCCACUUCCAAAAUUAGCAGACGACCAUAUUAGAAUCAUCUACAUCAAAUUGAAUCCGGAGUAUCCAGAUCCAAAAUAUUUUGUUCACGAACAUCUACAAGUCCAGUUUAUACAUUUAUUGACAUUGAUUGCCGAAAAUGACUUGUCUUAUCGUAUUCAUUACAUUUGUGAUUGCGAUGGCUUGAAAUUGGAACAUGGUGUCAAGACAAAUCUUAUGGUUUUAAAGAAGUAUCAGAUUGUUUUGGAAAAAGUGUUUUCCAAUCGAGUAGCUUCGCUGUACAUGGUAAACUUUUCGGCGUUUUUGGACAACUUUUUUAACACAGUAGUCAAACCACUUUUUCAUAAAAAAAUAAGAGAACGACUCCAAACACAUUCUGGCACUGAGAUUCUAUUUAAAGUAUUCGGCAAGGAGCGAAUGCCUAGAGAUAUAGGAGGUGAAGAGAAGUCCUUAGAGGAACUAAAUUAUAUGUUGCAUCAACAAUAUGAACUUCACAAAGAUCGAUUUCUUGAACUGGAAAAACUAACCGUAGAUGAAUCUUUGAGACCAGCCAAACUGCAAAAUGACGAAAUUCUUGGUUAUUAUGGAAAUUUUAGGAAAAUUGAUGUUGAUUGA
Ceutorhynchus assimilis (cabbage seed weevil) is the source of this 675-nucleotide messenger RNA. The record is from the annotation of a GenBank genome assembly. Lineage: Eukaryota; Metazoa; Arthropoda; Insecta; Coleoptera; Curculionidae.